This is a messenger RNA of Acyrthosiphon pisum (pea aphid), 2178 nucleotides long. Its product is annotated as SET and MYND domain-containing protein 4. Gene Ontology annotation, cellular component: nucleus; cytoplasm. Bases 209 to 2083 code for a protein of 624 amino acids. Gene Ontology annotation, molecular function: histone deacetylase binding. The record is from RefSeq and is a predicted model, not a curated record. The transcript has 5 exons. NCBI's taxonomy places the organism in Eukaryota, Metazoa, Arthropoda, Insecta, Hemiptera, Aphididae.
UUAAUACACAUUUUCAUUUUUCACAAUAUUGUGUUUUGUAAUUUCUAUUCCAUAUUUCAGAAUCCACUGUUGACUGUAGUUGACGCUUAGAAGUUUGAGUUGACUGUUGACUGAUUGAUUUCUACGGUGUUGAGUGUUUUGCCGUUUUCACUCGAUACGAAUCAAGGUCCUAGGCACUGGGCAGGACGAAAUUACGAAUAGCGUGAUCAUGACAACGGAAUACCGCAAUUUUUUUCACUACUCCAGUCGGCUGAACAUGGCCGGGGUGCUGGGUGACGUCCACGUGGAACUGUUAAAGUUGAAGAAGGCUGACAGCUGGUUCAUGUUCACGCGCGACCUGCUUCUCAAACACGAAAUACUGACCUCGACGUUGGACGUCAACGAUGAGUACGAUGAUCCCAACAAAUCGAAGAGCCUCCGAAAAAAUGGCAACGUGUUCUUCAAGGCUAGGUUGUACUGGAAGGCCGUCGAUAUGUACAACAGGUGUUUGAAGGCCUGCAAGCCGAACACUGAGUGCCAUGCGUUAGCCCAGGCCAACCGGUCGGCCGCUUACUUCCACAUGGGCCAGUACGAGCAUUGCCUGAAGGACGCGCUAUGUGUUGUGGAGUCUGACAAUUACCCGUCCAAUCUCGUGUACAAGCUGCACGAGCGAAUCGGGCAUGUAGAACACAUUUUGGGCUACACCGAACGUGCGAAGAAAAGCUACGCCUUGUGCCUGAAACGACUAGACGAGGCGGACAUGUCAGCGGUGAAAAAGCGCAAGUUCAGGAUGGCGAUCUCAAUAGCUGUGUCCAAUUGCGAGGAAGUCGAGGAAGAGCCGACUAAGUCGACAACUACGAUGGAAACACUUUGUGUCGAGCAGCUGGUUGGUGGAAAAAACGAAAAUAUCCCUGCACUAUCGGCCUUUGUGGAAUUGAAAUUGUCCGAGAAUAUGGGACGAGGUGUUUAUGCUACCUGCGACAUUAACCCUGGUGAUGUUGUGGCCAUAGACGAACCUUACAUUUGUGGGCCCUUAUCAGAAUUUAGAGAAGUUUGUCAUUAUAAUGGUUGUAUGAAGAUACAUUCAUCACUUAUUCACUGUCCAAAAUGUUUGUUGGUUUUUUACUGCAACAAAGACUGCAUGAAUAAAGAUUACAAAGAUGGACAUAAUUUGCUAUGUCCAAUUAUGUAUCACAUCAAAUCAAGACCAGGAAUAACAAAAAUAAACGAACUUGCAAUUAAGUGGUUUUUAAGAGCCUAUUCAAAAAUGGGCUUAAAAAAAUAUUGUGCAAUCGUUGAUAACUUCUCAGAAUCUAAAAUUGAUCCUAUAAAAAGGGGUUUUGAUGAGAUUGGUCAAUACAAGUCUGAUGAUUUUUUAACAGCUUAUUCUUUGGAUAUUAUUGUAAACGAAAUGUCAAUAGAUGUUUUGUUUUUUUUCAACUGUAUUGCUGUUGAUAUGUUACAUUAUUUGAUGUUAAGUGGCUUCAAAAUUCCGGAAUGUUAUAUAGGUAUAAUAGGUACUUCCUUGGUGCGUAUUUUAACUAUUUUAGAUUUAAAUUACAGCAAGUUAAAAUUAGAUGAUCUAUCAAUAUCAUUAACUUUGUAUCCAACCAUUUCCUUGUUCAACCAUUCUUGUGAUGCAAAUAUUAGUCCGAGUGGAAAUAUCCUUGAUAGAAUAAGAGUUAUGAAAGCAGUUCAACCAAUUCCCAAAGGAACUCAGUUAUGCUGUAACUAUGGAAUAAAGUUUACAGCAUUCAAUAAAGAACUAAGGCAACAAUUUUGCAAUCUUUUAAGAUUUAACUGCUACUGUGAGCCUUGCAUAAAGAAUUGGCCAAUAUAUCAUUAUACACCAAAUCGCCUUUCUACAUUAAAUAUUCUAAACUACAGUAUGGCAGAUACUGUAUCAUCUGAGUGCAUAAAGUUUGUGGAAUUUACGAAGUCAGUGGAUUCAAAAGAUUAUUGUCAGCAUUUAAAUUAUUUAUAUUCAUUUAUUAAGAUUUUGAAUACCAAUGUAAAGCGGCCAUUUUCAUUAUAUGAGGAUUGUCUUCAAAUGAUAAGUAAUGCCCAUAGCAUAAGUACCAGUUUAAAAGGUAUUGGGCUAUGAAUAUCGAUUGAUAUCUCACUUUUAUAAUAGGUUUAUAAAUAAUACAUUAAAUAAUUUUUCAGUUUAUAUCAAAAGUUUGUGUUCAACAUUUGUUA